AGUGCGCAUGCGUCCGAGACGUUUCCGCCUUCCGGGGAGACAAGAUGGCGACACUUCGGCCAUACCUGAAUGCAGUUCGUGCCACUCUUCAAGCGGCAUUGUGUCUGGAAAAUUUCUCAUCACAGGUGGUGGAGCGUCACAAUAAACCAGAGGUGGAAGUGAGGAGCAGUAAAGAACUGCUAUUGCAGCCUUUGAUCAUCAGCAGGAAUGAGAAGGAGAAGGUGCUCAUUGAGGGCUCAAUAAACUCUGUACGAGUCAGCAUUGCAAUCAAGCAGGCAGAUGAGAUUGAAAAGAUUCUUUGUCAUAAAUUCAUGAGGUUUAUGAUGAUGCGAGCAGAGAACUUCUUCAUCCUCCGAAGAAAAGCUGUUGAGGGCUAUGAUAUCAGCUUCCUGAUUACCAACUUCCACACUGAACAAAUGUACAAACACAAGCUGGUUGAUUUUGUCAUCCACUUCAUGGAGGAGAUUGAUAAGGAAGUCAGUGAAAUGAAACUGUCGUUAAAUGCCAGAGCUCGCAUUGUUGCAGAGGAGUUCCUCAAAAAUUUCUGAUGCUGCUUGCGUUUGCUUUCAACUGUCAAGACCAAGGUUACGAGGAACUAUGUGAAACUGCACUGCUGGAAAGAAGCUUUGGGGCAGGGGUGGGUGUAAUCAUCUGCUGAAAGGGGGCUCACACAAUAUCCUAACCAGUUUGCUGGAAGGAGCUUGUACAAUAACUCAACCAGACUGCUGGCUUUAGUAUUAACAAAUCAUUUUUCAAUUGAUACUGUAUUUACAGCAGCAUAUCUGCUGUCAUUAGUUCUUUCACAAAUUGAAGGGACCGAGUUAAUACAUUUGUAUUUUGAAAAAUAAAAACUUUCAUUCAUA
This is a messenger RNA of Pristis pectinata (smalltooth sawfish), 863 nucleotides long. Its product is annotated as actin-related protein 2/3 complex subunit 4. NCBI's taxonomy places the organism in Eukaryota, Metazoa, Chordata, Chondrichthyes, Rhinopristiformes, Pristidae. The transcript has 6 exons. Bases 45 to 548 code for a protein of 167 amino acids. The record is from RefSeq and is a predicted model, not a curated record. Gene Ontology annotation, molecular function: actin filament binding. Gene Ontology annotation, cellular component: Arp2/3 protein complex; actin cytoskeleton. Gene Ontology annotation, biological process: actin filament polymerization; Arp2/3 complex-mediated actin nucleation.